GAAGUAGCGAUAUUCUAUCAAGAGUUGAGAUUUGUUCGCAGUGUUCUAUCAACUAUGGAUCUGACAGCAGAACAGAAAAAGUUCAUGGAUGCUAUUGAAGAUGAAUUUCAUGACAGAUUUACUGAAUCUGAUGCAGUUUAUUGGGAAGAGCAUACCACACCAUUGUCGGAUCCCCCAAUAAUCGAACCUUGGUAUAACAAGCCUCGCCGAAGAUUUGACUUCUCCAGAAGAGGAAGAGGUGGUGGUGAUUUCAAUGGACGAAACAGAGGUCGAGACUACCCCAAUCACAGUCGUAAUGACAGUCGCAGGGACCGAGAUAGAAGCAGAGACCGUGACAGAGAUAGAGACCAUGAUAGAGACCGACGGAGAGAUUCUAGAGGUGAUCAAGGCAGGCAUGGCAACCGAAGCGGAUAUGGUGAUCAUCAUGGAAGAGAUGAUGGACGUAACAGAGACCAUCGCAGACAACGGCCAAGUGAAGACCACUCUCGAUCUCAUGACCGUGAUCAGUGGUAACUCCACACUUCUACGUAUUUAAGCCAUAACUUAUGAUGUGUUAUCAGGUAUCUUAUGUCUCUUCUUAAAAAAAAUGAAAGAAAUUGUAAGAGAUAGGAUUAAGGGGUAAUUAAAUGAACUAUUUUUCGUA
Molecule: messenger RNA, 643 nt
Organism: Frankliniella occidentalis (western flower thrips)
Lineage: Eukaryota; Metazoa; Arthropoda; Insecta; Thysanoptera; Thripidae
Exons: 2
Coding region: 55-513 (152 amino acids)
Biological process (GO): RNA 5'-cap (guanine-N7)-methylation
Molecular function (GO): RNA binding
Source: RefSeq, a predicted model, not a curated record